GCAACGAUGUGUAUAAUUUUUUUUGAAUGUUCAAAGUGUCUACGAACGGGAUACGAUAGCUAAAGUGAAGAAGGUGGUUCGAUUUAAAUAUAGAGUGCAGUGUUUAUAAUGGCGCAGUGGUUUAAAUCUGAAGGAGCCCUUUCGAAGGAGGUUCAAAGAUUAUACUUGUUCGCACGUGACGAAGAAAUUAUCUGCAAGGUUUCUGAACUUUGCUGCUUGGUACCCGUCUAGAGGAGGAUCAUUAACUGGUUUAUUCAUAGAACGAAACCUGUGACAAGAAGGUGAAUGACUAGAAUUAAACUUAGCCUAGUCAGAAGCCCGUGGCUCGGCUCAUGAGUGUGAUGGACAGUUGUUAGCGGACCGAUGUCAGUCAGACGAAACUAGCGAGGAAAAAAACCAGGGAGAGAGAAGGAAAGAGUAAGCUCUAGAAAAGCGGCGCCUUCGACAAGGGGACAAUGUCCUUCUGUAGGAUCACCGGGAGGAGCAGAGGCCUUCCCAAGCCCAACUAUUUCCCUCUGCUACCACCGAUCAGUCCAGCGGCAGCGAAACGCUGGUGUCGAAUAACCGGCAAGUCCUACGGGUUACCGACCCAUCACUACAUUCCCGUCCUGCUCGGUGUUCACACUCCCGGCAAAAAUAAAUGUAGAAUAACCACCGCUUCCGGAUUAGGACCGCAUCAUUUCACCGACGGUGUUAUCGUCGGAGAGAAGAAGAAGCACGUCGUGCUUCAGGACUAUCGAUACGUCUUCCCGGUCCUAGACACAGAUAAUGCCCAGCAAAAAGUCCUGAGGGAUCUUCUAGACACGAAGCAACCGUCGCCGGAGGAAGAUGGCGGCAGGUUUGUUUAUACCGUGGAGGAACGGAGAUGCAGUCUCGUUUUUCCAGCUCGUCUUGAGGCGGCGGUCAGAGACGGAGAUGUACGCGAUGUGAUGUUAUCGCGAGACUGUGACACGGUCCUCCUGCGAUUGCGACAAGGGAAGAACGUAUCCGUCGACUUUCGAGACCUGGACAACUUCGAGAACCUCUACGACGGUAUGGGACCGCGGGAGGAUGUCGUCAAAGAACGUGAAAAACUGGAGGCUGAAGCUAGAAAACGCAAGAAAAAACGACAGGCGGGUCUCAACUAUGCGAAAAAAAUAUUUGAGGACAAGGAGAGGGUCGCCGAUGAAGAAGAGCUGAAACGGGUCAAGCAAGUCAAGCUCAAAAGCGUCAAGGAAGAUGUCAAGGAAGAAACUCAGGACUGGAAGCACGUGAACUUGGAUAACACUGCGACCAACGGAGCCUCGCUGAUCGCGGCGUCUGGUGACUGGCGAGACCUGGUCAAACCGUUGAUGGAAAACUGGGAUUGGAAUAAUUUCGAGAGAGAUGCAGCGCUGGUCAACGGACUUCCUGUCGUCGACAGAAUGCCCCAACCCAUCAAAACUGAUCCAAAGUUUGUGGACCUCGAAAACACGCCGACCGGGUUGAUCGGUUCACCAAUUUUCGAAGAAGCUGGUGGACUGGAAGCCGUUGCAGUGGUCGCGCCCUUUACCCCGCUGAACGCCGAGCCCAAUCCAGAGCUUCAGAUCGCCUUGACGAGCAUUCCAACGCAGGACCUCGAACUAACAUCCGACGUGACCGCCAAGUUCAACGCUGUUGGCAGGCAGGCGGUCGAGACGCUUCCCAAGGUCGACGAAAUCCCCGAGCUUGUUCAGAAGAUGAAAUCGGGAGUUAAAACAAAAAUGCACAAAGUUUCGGGUCUGAAACUCGACAUUGAAUCUGCGCAGAGAUUCAUCCCUGGACAGACGCUCCAAACACCCACGGGUCCAGUAUUCGUUCCUGGACAAACGGUUCGCACUCCCCACGGCCCAGCAUUCGUUCCUGGCUUCACGGUGAACACGCCAGACGGCCCCCUUCUUAUUCCUGGCCAAAUCGUCAAUGCGGUAGAAUCAAAUAAUAAAAAAACGCCGAUGUUCGUCGCCGGUCAAACGUUACCAACCAAAAAUGGUCUCCAGUUUGUCCAGGGACAGAACAUGCACACUGCUGAUGGGGCAAGGUUUGUUCAAGGUCAAACUGUUUUGACCGACGCCGGGCCGAAGUUCGUCGCUGGACAAGUAACGGAAGGAUUCGAAUUCCUUCCUGGACAAACCAUCAUAACGGAGGAUGGUACCCCGUGCUUUAUGCCGGGACAAACCAUGACCAAUGAGGAAGGUGAACAGCUCUUCAUACCAGGACAAAGUGUGCAACGGGGCGAAGCUUGGGAAUUUGUACCAGGUCAAAGCGUCAAGACACCGUCUGGUGAGGUAGCAUUUGUGCCUGGUAAAACGAUGCUCACAUCAGAAGGACCCAGCUUUGUACCCGGUCAAAAUGUGAUUGCCAGUAACGGAGAGACUCACUUCGUUCCCGGCGUCACCGUCGAGUCGGAGAAUGGGCCGAAAUUCGUUGCAGGCACGACGUUGAACACGUCUGAGGGGCGAAAAUUCGUCGAAGGACAGUUCGUGGAAACGCCCGAGGGAGAGAAGAGAUUCAUGCCAGGGUUAACAACGAUAUUGGAGGGAAACGAAGGCUUCGAAUUCGCGGCAGCGAGAAACCUCAACGAUGUGGUAUUCCUCGAAGCCGGCCCAAUCGGCAUACCGAUAGAUCCGAAAACUGCGAACGCAUUAUCGCUCUCCGGUCAGCCAGAUGAGGUAUUUGGUCACAUGGUGCAGACCGAAAAGGGGGUAGAGUUUUUCCCUGAGUGUGUGAAAAGCUUACCUCCCGGAGGAAAAAAGGUAGUCCCGGGUCAACUGGUUCGCGGAGGGAAAGGCGGACCGAGAUUCGUUCCCGGAAUGAUGACGGACGAUGGAUUCGUACCGGGGCAAGUAGUAAUGACGGAAAUGGGAGAGCAAUUUGUGCCUGGCCAAGUGGUGGACACUACCGAAGGGCCGAAAUUCGUUCCCGGACAAGUGGUGGAAACGCGAUCCGGGCCGAAAUUCGUGCCCGGUCAGACCAUCGAGACUGCGGACGGGCCCCGCUUCGUGCCGGGACAAAUCGUCGAGACUAAGGCAGGACCCACCUUCAUCCCAGGCCAGGUGAUAUCCACGGAAGACGAGGGGUCCAGAUUCGUUCCCGGGCAAGUGGUCGACACUCCGGACGGGCCUCGAUUCGUUCCAGGUCGUGUCGUCGAGGCUGGAGACCGCGGAGUGACCUUUGUGCCGGGCCAAAUUGUCCAGACGGAAGAAGGUCCGCGAUUUGUCGCGCCGGAUUUGACGGACACCCCUGAAGGAGGGCUCGAGUUUUCUGUCCAAGGUUUCGAAGUGACUCCGGAAGAACUGCGGCUGCUCAGACCGCGGCAUCAUUUCAGCUAUGACACCGCUGCUAAGGGGCACCAAGGCGAAAUGAGUAUUGACGCGAGGAUGCUGAGACAGCUGUCGGAAGCUGGGAUGUCCGUUGGUCGACAGGUACCGACGGAAUUGCCUGCCGUGAACGUCGACGUCGAUCCGAGAUCCGUGGCGCUUGAACACGCCUUGGAUGCCGUAGAGAAGCUCGGACUGCAGGGCAAUGCAGCUGUGAAAAUGGCACAGAUCGUCUCGACGGUCGCUCGGCUGGCCAGUAACAUAAUUGAAAAAAAUGUGUCGGAAAAAAUGACUAAUGGGAAAUCCUCGCCAACGGGUAUCAGGCCGUUUACAAAUGGGGAAGGUAAACACGAGAAUGGCGACCAGACCGAUGAAGUUUUUCAUGCGGCGCUCAGGGCGGCUGUAAUGGCUGCAGCUUUGGCAAUCUCUGGACAGGAUUCAACGGACGAAGCAGACCAGCAGAAUUACGUUUUUUCGGCAAUAAGCGAGUCGUUCAACGUACUACUGAGACAAAAUUCGUUAAACUUUGAAAACGCGGUGGAAGAGGUGCACAAAAUACUGCUGGUACCCCAGAAUCGCAGCCUCGUUUGUCACGGCGUCCUUCUCGAUUUGUUAAAUGCUAGCAGCAAUAAGGUGGAUAUUCUGAAGUCAACGAUCGGCGGACAAAUUCUUAAAGACGAGGUUGUUCUGGAGAGACUAUCGGCCGUACUGGAAGAUGAGGAUGGCAGUGACUUAGUGGGGGCCGCUUUUAGGGCUGUGACAAAAAAUAAUCCUGACCUAAUCUCGAGGGUGCUACGAAAAGUAUCGGAAGACGCGGCCGGUGUGAUUACGGAAAAAGAGGCUGUGGAGACGGUGCACAAAGCGAUUGUCCACGCGGUACGAGAGUCGAGUGAACUCAAAGUUCGGGAACUUCUGAAUGACGACGGUCCCAAGGUCCGUGACUUGAUACUGCAGGCAGUCGGCCUCGCCAGAGCACUCGGAAUGUCUUCAACUGCUUCGAGCCUUCUGGCAGUGAUCUCUGACAAUAAAUCGACCGAAGCGUUGUCCGGCGACCGAAUGACCGUCGACAUUUUGAAGCGGCUCACGGUGAUGCGACAGCUUGCUGAACAAAGACCACAGUUCAGCAGAGCCCUCGGGGACUUAUGCAGCGAUCCAGAAUUGGCCAGGUCCGACCCUCGACUUCGGGCACUCGUUAGAGAGAGCGCGGCUCUCAUGAUAGUUCCCGAAGAAGCGCCGCUGCAGUCGUCAGCCGAUGUACCAACCGCUCUACUUCAUGCCGAGAACAGCUUGGCCAUGGAGGAAUUCCUCCUGAAAAGAAGCCACAGGCCCUCCGCUAUUUUCAUGAUUCUGAAGCAGGGAAUGCAGGCUGUUGUUCCCAGGGAAGCGUCCAGGGCCGUCCUCACUGGACAGGUGUCGUACACCGUCCUCGACGAGGAUGGGAUCAGCCACUUCGAACCGCUGCACGUAUUUUCUGCUCUGCGAUUGAGCAGACCGACGGCGCAUCGGUUUUCAAUGUAUUGCUGUCCGGUUGCUCGCGAGGAAGACGGAGACACGGAAAUGGUAUCGACUGUAACCGGGACCAUUUCUGCAACGUCUGCGAGCAGCUUGGAAGGAGUAAUGACAAACGGGAUCAGGCAGGAAACUAGCGGAGUCAGUCUUUCGAGGUCGGAACAAUUCGGAGGGUAUUCGGCUAGUAGAGAAAAUACCCCUAGCUUCCGAAGACUCAGCAGUCUGCACCCCAACAACAGCUGCGAGUCGGUUUCCUCGGAGCACUAUGUGGUGAUCAAGGAUUACACGGCCGAAGGAGAGGAUGGAGUCUCGGUCACCGUCGGAGACAUCGUUGAGGCCGUGGAACACGCCGAGUCGGCAAAGAAAAUGAAGAGCGACCCCGACCUAGAAGUCGGAGGCGAGGUCGGCGUUCCUCUGGACAAUUCCGCGGCUAAACACAAACUCGCGGUCCGACCACGAAGAAAACACACCGAUCCGAGGGCGCGUAGUGCCGUUAAAUUGAACGGUAUCAACCCGCCAGACAGAGUGUACGUGCGAACCAACGAUGGCAAAGAGGGCUGGGUGCCAUCCGGUGUUGUCAAGCAAAGUAUGAUAAGCGAGGAAAGUUCCACGCUGACCAGUCAAAUACGUCCUGAAGACUCUCAUUAUCGACGAGAAGCUGUGAUAAAGGAACUCGUCGAGACCGAGGAAGAAUUUGGCAGGGACAUACAGUCGGUGGUUGAGCGUUACUUGAAACCUCUGGAUCACCCAGGAGUACCGAGAGCCGUGCGAGAUAACAAAGAUCUGAUAUUUACGAACCUGAGGCAAAUAGCCGAGUUUCACAAUACCUCGUUCGGCAGGGUGUUGAUCGAGGGCGUCAAGUACUACGCGGACCAACCACGGAUGCUGGGAAAGACUUUCUUGAGACUGGAACGAGAUUUUGACAAGCACGUUGCUUACUGCAGAGACGAACCAUCGGCUCAAGAAUUUCUUCAAUCGAACGACGAAGUCCGCGAUUACUUUGAAGAGCUGAGCCAGACUCUCGGAGACGACAAGAGCGUUUCGGAGCAUUUGAAGCUCCCGAUACAACGCAUCAACGACUACCAGCUCCUUCUUAAGGAGCUGGUGAAGUAUUCGACCCGACUAGGCGAAGACUGCGACGACCUCCAGAAGGCUUUGGAGUUGAUGCUAGGCAUCCCUCACAGGGCAACAGAUAAUAAGUUUAUAAGUAACAUCGAGGGAUACAAAGGGAAUAUACACAAGCUCGGGAGAUUGCUGACUCACGAAUGGUUCAGUUUCAUCGACAAGGACAACAAGAGUAAGGAACGAUAUUUAUUCCUCUUCAAAGCCCGAAUCCUCGUUUGCAAGGUCAGGCGCAUUUCGGAAGACAGAUCAGUAUUCGUCUUGAAGGAUAUUAUUCGACUGCCGGAGGUAGAAGUAAAGGAUCACCCUGAAGAUCAGCGGAGCUUUGAGCUGCACCACACGAGUCCAGGCGCGCCUGGCUAUCCCAUCACUUUAGUAGCUCACAAGGACCUCAUUAAGCAGUACUGGCUCAAAGAGAUACGCCAGUACGCCAGCGACGUAGUCGCACUCGCGGAACACGCUGCGGACGACCUGCAGCUGACGGAGGUGCAGGAAGACUUCAAGGACUCAAAUCACGUCAAACCGGAACCGGUCAAAGUUGAACCCCCGAAACCCGAGCCACGGAAGACUGUUUCAGACCCCAAACCAGAACCUACGAAACAGAGUACCAAGGCCGCCAAAUCGGAGGAGACCAAAGGAACUGAAAAGGGCCAGGAACUGAUCGAGAGAAAAGUUGGAGACGAAGGUAACGAAAUGUCGGGCCGGUACUCGUCAAGCCGGUACAGCUCCGCAUCCUCCAGAGUGAUUGAGGAGUACUCGUCCGUGUCAAGCAGCCGCAAUGGCAUCUCUUCCUAUACGGAAUCGUCGCUGUCGGCAAGUGCAUCGAGAAAAUCCUCCUCUGCAAUUGGUUCAGAAGUCACGUCUGAAAGCACCAACUCGUACACCACUGCGAUUGGGGGUUCGAACUCGAUCAGUGAAGUGAAAACAACGAAGCUCGCCCUGACGAAGGACGAUUCCGGAAAACCAGUUUUCACCAAGACCAUCGAAGGCUGCAACGUUGAACCAAUACGAGCAAAACAGGCAUUGAUACACGCAAUAGCCGGAGAGAGCGCCACGUUCGAGUGUACAUUGAACGAUAAUGACUCGCCGUCAAGGAUGCACUGGCUUAAGGACAAUAAGCCGUUAGAUGACAAACUUGCGGACAGAGUGGUGACUAGUGCCGAAAACAACAGCACCUUCAAACUAGAAAUUGCAAAUGUCUCGGAAUCUGACUCUGGAAUUUACACUGCCAGAGCAGUCAAUAGCGAUGGCAUAGCAACUUGUACCGCCCAACUCAUAGUUCAUGAACUGACUUCUGAAGAACGGAAAGCCAGGGCGGAGGCGAAUGCUCCGAUAUUCUUAGUGCGCCUGAAGGACACGGAACUUCUGGAGAACACUUACUUACGGUUCAUGGUUAAGAUCAAGGGUGAUCCAAAUCCUGAUCUUAAAUUCUACAAGGACGACGUCCUUAUCGACUCGAAGAACGAACGUAUCAAGAUUGUAACUGAGAAAGCAGACAAGGGUUUUUACGAGUUAGUCAUUGCAGCUGUCCAGCGAGAAGACGCUGGAAAAUAUUCGUGCACAGCGAUGAAUCGGUUCGGCGAAACGUCUUGCGAGGCCAAGGUUACUGUCACUGACGAAAAAAGCGUAUUUGCCGGUCUUCCCGAAGGCUUACUGGAGCCCGGUGUGGAACCACAAUUCCAAUGGCUCAGAGACGGUCAACCGUUCGACCCGGAAGAGAGAUUCAAAGUAUUGUUCAAGGACAGCGAAGAUACUCUGGCUCUCGUUUUCCAACACGUGAAGCCAGAGGAUGCAGGUUUGUACACUUGCGUUGCUCAAACCAGCACUGGAAACAUUAGCUGCAGUGCCGAACUCACGGUCCAAGGGUCUGUGAACCAAUUGGCGAAAAAUCCCGCAAAACCCAAGCUGGAAACGGAGUUUAAACAGUCUGAAGUAAACGCAGGAGGAUCUGCAAUGCUCGACUUACAGGUUCAAGGUUUCCCCAAGCCUGAGAUCAAGUGGACAAAGGACGGCGAAGAGAUACUGGCCGGUGGAAGGAUCAAAUAUCUAUGGGAAGAUGAGGAAUCCCUCUCGCUUGUGAUCAAGCAAGUCACAGCCAAGGAUGCGGGCACUUACACGAUCAAGGCCAAGAAUGAAUUGGGAGAGGACAGCACGCAGAUUGAACUUAUCGUAAAAUCUGCGCCAAAAGUCACGAAAAAAAUGACGGAUACUACCGUCAUGACAGAGGAGACCGUAACAAUGACUGUCGAGAUCGAGGGAUCACCUGUACCAGAAGUUACAUGGUAUAAGGAUGGUCAGUUGAUUACAGAAUCGGAGCGUAUCAAAAUUACAAAGGACAGUAAGGGAGCGUACAGCCUGACCAUAAAAAAUACUAGAAUCGAAGAUUCCGGAUCCUAUUCCAUAGUGGCCAAGAACGAAAUUAGUCAAACUUCAGAAUUCUGGAACUUCAGCGUGAAAUCACCUCCGAAAAUUAAAAGGAAACUUGGAGAACCGAAGGUCAUCAAUGAAGGCGACAGCCUGACAUUGUUGAUCGAAGUUGAGGCUGACCCAAAACCAACUAUUAAAUGGUUUAAGGACGGAGAAGUAGUCAGUGAAACUGAGCGUAUAAAAAUAGUUCAAGAUGGUGACAAAUACAUGCUGAAGAUCACCGGCGCCGUUAGUACCGACGCUUCGACUUACAAAGCGGAAGUUAGCAACAAGCACGGCUCGAGCGUUGAUGAAACGAAAGUAAAUGUACGCAGCGCGCCUCGAUUCAAGACCAAACUGAAAGACGUAACGGCCAACGAAGGGGACUUGAACAUAGAAUUCGAAGUCAUAAUCGAAGGCUUCCCAAAACCGAGCAUUCAAUGGUACCUGGGUGACGUUGAAAUCACGGAAACGCGGAAGGAGUAUACUCGCAUCGAAGAGGGAGAUAAUUACAAGCUCAUUAUCAAGGAAGUGAAGACUGAGUUGUCCGGCAAAUACACUUGUAAAGUUAAAAACGAAUUUGGAGAGAAUGAAAGUAGCUCUACGCUAACUGUGCACAGUAAACCGAAGAUCAUAAAGAAGCUGACGGAUCAAAAAAUCACGGAGGGAGAUACUUUGAACUUGAAAUUCGAAGUGUCUGGCGUGCCAGAGCCUGAAGUAAAGUGGUUUAAGGAUGGUAAGGACGUCUCUGCCGAUGCGAGGAUCAAAAUCACUAGGGACACCCAACGUAAAGAGAGUUACGACUUGACGCUCAAUCUUGUCAAGGGUUCCGAUGGCGGGUUGUACGAGGUUCGAGCAGAAAAUCAAAUGGGUGUUGUCACCAGCAAGAGCAAUGUCAUUGUUCAAACGAAAUCAGAAGAAAUUACAGAAGAAAAGAAAACGCUGAAGAUGGAAGUGACUGAAAAUGUCGAAAUAGACGAGGAAGCUAUAGCCCCAAAAAAAGUAACCAAAGAAGAUCAAGCUCCGCCUAAACAACAAGCUACGGAAUCAGAAUCUGAAGGUCGUGUCACACUGGAGAAACAGAGCAUCCAAGUUAUCCGAGGGGAGGGAGAUACGAUUACCAUAUCUGUUGCCUCCACCACUACUCACGAAGCUAUGCUCACAGCUUCUCCGGAGAUCGUCAAUUCAGAUCUUGAGGACCGCAAAAUCUUCGAAACGCAAAGUACAACCUUCGAGAUCAAAGCAACUGGUGUACCAAAGCCUGAGGCUAAAUGGUUUAAGGAUGGCAAGCCAAUUAAAAUUAGUGAUCGCCUUAAAUACACGAGCAGUGGAGACUUUUUCAAACUCGUAUUGACAAAUGCACAGCUUGAAGAUGCUGGUGUUUACCAGUGUAAAUUGAGCAAUAAAUUUGGAGAAAAGACUCUGGAGGGAAAGUUGACAGUCGCUUCUACUACUGAGUAUCGAAAGCCCAGAUUCGUCGAACCAUUGAAGGAUGCUGUUGCACCGGCUAACGAUCCGGUCCAACUGCAAGCAGUUCUGUUGGCUGAUCCCGUCCCUGAUGUCGUCUGGUCGCAUGGCGCAAAGGUAAUAUCACCAACUGAUCGAAACGUUACACUGAAACUGGAAACUAAGGAGGUCGAAGAUGGAUUAAAUGAGUGCACGUUUACGCUCGCCAUUCCUCGCAGUAGCGCUGAAAAUACGGGCAAUUACACUCUGAAAGCUAAGAACAAGUGGGGUGAAGGUGAAUCCAGUGCUCGUUUAGAUAUUCUGAUUCGGCCUGAAAUACAAGAAUUCAGGGAUUUGAAUGCUGCACCCGAUGAACUUACCCAGUGGGAAGUCGUAGUCGAGGCAAAUCCAAAACCAAUAAUAAUGUGGGAAAAAGAUGGCAAGGCUCUCAAAACUGAUGAUCGCAUUCAAACAGUGGAAGAUGCGGACAACAAUAAAUUUAAACUUGUCAUUAAAAAUCUGAAACUGGACGAUGUAGGCACAUAUAAAGUCAUCGCGAAAAAUUCACAAGGUCAAGCUGCUGCACAAGCCCAGCUGAAGACUCAUGCUGAUGCACCACAGUUCAUCAACAAACUGACCGACAAGUCAUUCAAAGAUCAAGACGACGUUCAGCUCAAAGUUCGAGUCAGCGGACUUCCCAAGCCUCAGAUCAAGUGGCUCAAGGAUAAAACACAGAUCACAAACGACGAACGCUAUAGCAUUACGACUGAUGUAGAAGGACAAGUAGUGAGCAGUCUUCUGAUCAAAAAGUUUUCAGCCGAAGAUGUGGCAAAGAUAACUUGCAUAGCAUCCAAUAUCGCUGGAACAGUUGAUACCUCUGCUCAACUUUCAUUGGCAAAAUCUGCGCCAACAUUUAGUCGUACACUUCCUAGAUCAGCCGAAGUUGACGAAGGCGAACCACUCGAGCUGAAAGCUAAGUUAGACGGCAGUCCAAUCCCUUCGGUAAAGUGGUUCAAAAACGGAGAAGAAGUCAAACCUGAUGGCCAUAUAAAAAUAGAGUCUCUGCCCGAUGGUACUGUUAAGCUCACAAUCGAAAAUGUCAAGCCAACUGAUUGCGGAGCCUAUAAAUUAAUUGCCACCAAUCCAAACGGAGACGCUGCUGCUUUGUGUGCCGUGGCUGUGAAGCCUGAGCCAAAGAAGCCAAGCUUUGUCAAAGGUCUCGAGGAUGCCAAGGCUAUAGUAGGCCAGCCUUUGAAAUUGGAAGCUCAAGUGGUAGCAUUUCCUAAUCCUCAAAUACAAUGGUGCAAAGAUGGUGUACCAAUUAGACAAACUAAAGAAGUCAACUUUUCUAAUGAUCCAAAUGGAUUGAUCGGAUUGUCAAUUGACAAAGUGCGACCAGAAGAUGCUGGCACUUACAGCUUGGUGGUAAUAAAUAAGCUGGGAGAUAUCACUGGCGUUGCAAAGGUAGAAGUUGAGGAAAAGGAACGGAAACCGGCCUUCUUAACUACCCUACAGCCACUUACGGUCGUUGAAGGUUUCCCUGCUAAACUGGAAGUGAAAACUAUUGGAAAGCCACCCGCACAGCUCAAGUGGCUCCAUAAUGGCGUAGAGGUAAUACCAGACGGUCAACAUAUCAAGAUAAUAGAUUUACCAGAUGGAACACACGCAUUUGUUAUCGACAAAGCGAGACCUGAAGAUUCUGGAGAGUACCAGGCGGUUGCCACUAAUAAUCAGGGCUCAGCUUCUAGCAAGGCGAAUGUAGAUGUUGCUGGAAAAGGUCAAAGUGGUCGUCCAGAAGAGAGACCUGGUUUCUUGAGUCCGAUGCGUGAUGUGUCCGUUGAAGAAGGACAACCUUUGGUACUCAGUGUGCCAUUUGUUGGUAAUCCAAUUCCCGAUGUCAGUUGGACCAAAGAUGGAGAACCCGUUGAACCAAGCGAUAAAGUGAUGAUAACUUGCGACGGAAAAAAAGUUGGUCUCCAAAUCAACCCAUCAUCUCUCAAGGAUGCCGGAGUUUACGGAUGCCGUUUAGUCAGUCCUCUUGGUGAGGAUGCUACUAGCGCAACAGCUACCGUUCGAAAGGUAUUCCAAGAACCAACGUUCACUCAAAAGUUUACGGACUUACAACAAUUGCCAACGUACGACGCUAAGUUUCCUGCUCGCGUGGACGGCAUACCUCGGCCAGAAGUAUCAUGGUACUAUAACGAUAAACCAAUUCUGACUGAUACUGACAAGUACAAGAUAAAACGAGACGGAGACGCGUGUUGCCUCUAUGUAAGAAACUGUACACCAGCCGAUGCUGGACGAUACAAGUGCAAAGCUGUAAAUAGACAAGGGGAAGCCGAAUGCACCGCAAAUUUGGAAGUUGUAGAAAAGAUUGAGAAAAAACAGAAAGUUGAACCUCCGUCCUUCCUCAAGAAGAUCGGAGAUUGUGAAGUGUACAAAGCAAUGACGGCUAAAUUUACAGCCUGCAUUACAGGAUAUCCUGAACCAGAAUACGAAUGGUUCCACAAUGACACUAAAGUGUGGCCGUCCGAUAGAAUCCGCAUGGACAAAGAGGGCAGUGGUCUUCUACGACUAACCAUUGCUGGUGUUUACGAAGGCGAUGUAGGGAAAUACAGUUUGAGGAUAUUCAACCCUCAUGGCGAAGAUAUUUGUCACGCUGAGAUGACCUACGACUCCCUUGAGCCUCGGACGAAGAAACCUUUGGCAGACCAGUAUACGGACUUUGACAAGUACCAAAAAUCGGGUGCACCACUACCGUUAGCAGACAAACCGAUCAUCAGUCGUAUGAUGGAUAGACACUUGACACUUUCGUGGAAACCAUCAAUCCCAAUCGGACCAAGAACACCUGUGACCUACUCUGUCGAAAUGUGUGAAUUGCCGGAUGGCGACUGGUUUACCGCACGUUCUGGCGUCAGAAGUUGUUGUUGCGAUAUUCGUAAUCUGGAACCGUUCCGUGAUUACAAAUUCAGGAUUCGAGUGGAAAACAAAUACGGCAUCAGCGAUCCAUCUCCGUUUGCUCAAACUUAUAGAUCUAAAUUAGAACCUGAGCCACCUAAGUUCUUCCCUUAUUUAUCUCCGGGUAUUGAUUUCCGACCUGAAACCAGUCCCUACUUCCCUAAGGACUUUGAUAUUGAAAAACCACCUCACGAUGGUUACGCUCAGGCACCGAAAUUCUUGAGGCAAGAAUGGGACACUCAGUACGGUGUUAAAAACCAUAAUUGCAAUCUAUUUUGGUUCGUGUAUGGAUACCCAAAGCCAAACAUGCAAUAUUAUUUCAACGACGAGCUAAUCGAACCUGGAGGACGCUAUGACUACAGCUAUACCCGAAACGGGCAGGCUACCUUAUUCAUAAACAAAAUGUUAGACAGGGAUGUAGGCACGUAUGAAGCUGUAGCAACUAAUGAACAUGGAAUGGCAAGACAGCGAGUUCGUCUAGAAAUUGCUGAAUACCCUACAUUUAUUCAGCGUCCUGAUGAGACCAUUAUUAUGUUGAGAAAAUCAGGAAGGAUUGAAGCCCGCGUUAUUGGUGUUCCAUAUCCAGAACUUAAGUGGUAUAAAGACUGGAAACCGCUAGCCCCAUCGUCCAGAAUCAAGAUCCAAUUCGUCGAACCUGAUAUUUCCAUUCUGAUCAUCAAUGAUGCCAUUAACAAAGACGAGGGUUUAUAUUCGCUUAGUGCCCGCAACGUCGCAGGCGCAGUUUCAAGUUCAGCUAUGGUCCAUAUAGAAGAAAACGAGCAAGAGUAUGGAUAUAAAACGUACACCAGGAGCCGAGAAAUCAAACCACGCACUAAACCACUUGGAGAUUUUUACGAUUUGGGUGAUGAAUUGGGACGCGGAACUCAGGGUGUAACAUAUCAUGCGGUGGAAAGAUUAACUGGACGUAACUACGCAGCGAAAGUUAUGCACGGCCGCGGCGAGCUGAGACCAUUUAUGUACAACGAAAUGGAUAUUAUGAAUAAUCUUAAUCAUCGCAAACUUAUUCGCUUGCACGAUGGCUAUGAAACAGACCGGACUUUGACACUAGUUACAGAAUUAGCUGCUGGUGGAGAAUUGGUGGACAAUUUGGUACGUCAACCAUAUUAUACAGAGGGUGAUAUCGCUGGGUACAUUAGGCAGAUACUAUGGGGCCUGGACUACAUGCAUAGCAAUAAUUAUGCCCACCUCGGUUUAACUCUUGGAGACCUUCUGAUUUCUCAUCCAGGCGGAGAUGAUCUAAAGAUUGGAGACUUUGGAUUAUCCAGAAGAAUUACUUAUGGAAAACUAAUGACACUGGCAUAUGGAAUGCCAGAAUACGUUGCACCAGAAGUGGCUAAUAACGAAGGUGUGAGCUAUGGUGCUGAUAUGUGGUCCCUCGGUAUUAUUACGUAUAUCCUCUUGUCUGGAAAUUCUCCAUUCCGGGGUAUCAAUGAUAGGGAAACUUUGACGAGAAUAAAAGAGGGCAGAUGGGAAUUUGACGAUAGGUGGUCACACAUAUCUGAGGAUGGAAGAGAUUUCAUUAGAAAACUUCUAGUCUAUCAAUCUGAUGGACGAAUGGAUGUUUCAACAGCACUGCGUCAUCCUUGGCUUAAUUAUGCAGAUAAAAUGCCAUUGGACCCGUACAGAAUACCAUCUGAAAAUUUGAGGAAUUACUACAAUCUCUACAGGGAUUGGUACAGCAACGCAUCGUGUCGCACGUGGUAUCGUAGAAGGAGGUUGAGUGGAGCAUUCGAACACCCAUCUAAGAUGGUUUAUCCUCCUGGACAAAGUUACACCCCAUCGCCCAGCCCUGACAGAAGCCUUACUCCAAGAAACAGGCCACCUCCACGAUCAUGGGAAAAUCAUAUUCCGUCAAGAGAAGCAAUCGAUACAGAGAUUGGAGUUAUCAAAAACGAAAGCCACUAUCAGUAUGGACCUGAUACAUAUUUGCUACAGCUGCGAGACACUGAUUUCCCUGUGCGUUUGCGUGAGUAUAUGAAGGUAGCCUCUAACCGAGCGUCAGGAUACUCGCGUACUCUUCUUGAUGACAACAGUUAUGAUUGGAGGACACCAGUCAUCCGGGAGCGACGUCGCUUCACUGACGUUAUGGAUGAAGAAAUUGACGAUGAACGUAAAGCUAGAAUCAACAAAUAUGGAUCAGCAGAUACAUACACCUUAAGACGUUUACGUCAUGAGCUGGGAACUCGUCUGGACAGCUAUGCUGAAGCGGAGGCUUUACUAGAGACAAAGAAAGAUGGACAUAUGCCAUUCUUGCGUGAAAAACCACAAAUUUUACCCAUCGAAGCUGAGAAACCAGCACGGUUGGUAUGCCUCGCAGUUGGUAAUCCUAAGCCAUCGGUUCAGUGGUUCAAAAAUGAUUUAGUUAUUCAAGAGGGAAACAGAGUUAAAGUUGAAGAAGACAACGAAGGCAGAUCAAUUUUGACAUUCAACCCUGCAAAAGACUUCGAUGUAGGAAUAUACAAAGUUGUAGCCAGAAACAAGGUAGGGCAAACAGUUGCCCGAACAAGAGUACUCCUUGCGACAGCUCCAUCGUCUCCUGAUUCUCCGCAAACACCAGAAAUUUCUGACACUGAAGUUUUACUAAGAUGGAAACAGCCCAAGGAUGAUGGAAACUCCCCUAUACUGUGCUACAACGUGCAGUACAAACCCGAAAACGCAAUGGAUUGGAUUGACCUCGCUAGCAACAUUGAUCAUGAAUUUUAUAUUGUUCAAGACCUGAAGCCAAAGACGAAGUAUUAUUUCAGACUUGCCGCUAGAAAUCGUAUUGGUUGGAGUGAGAAGGGAAUUCCAACAGGUUUGAUAGAAACAAAGGAAGAAGGUACCCCCAAAAUUCAAGUUACCCGUGCCAUGAAGCAUCUGCAACAACUAACUGACGCCGGGCAAGAAAUAAUUAUUGAAGACAAUAAAGCGGGUAUCGAUUAUAGCAUCGAAGAUAAACCUUUGGAAUGGUCAAACGAGGGUCAACUGAGCGAGAAAUAUAGCUUUAUAUCGGAAUUAUCCCGUGGACAGUUCUCCGUUGUUGUAAAGGGAGUCGAAAAAUCUUCGGACAGAGUGAUUGUGGCUAAGAUUUUAGAAAUUCGGCCAGAAACCGAAGCUCAAGUUGCAAACGAAUACGAAACAUUGCGAUCUUUGAGACACGAAAGAAUAGCAGUCUUAGAAGCAGCUUACAAAACGCCAGGAGCUUCGGUUGCUGUUUUAAUUCAAGAAAAACUUCAGGGCGCUGAUGUCUUGACCUACUUAUCUAGCCGUCAUGAGUACACGGAAAAUUGUGUCGCCACAAUUGUGACACAAAUUUUGGAUGCAUUGCAAUAUCUCCACUGGAGAACUUUGUGCCACCUAGAUAUUCAACCCGACAAUAUCGUGAUGGCCUCAGUCCGUUCUGUACAAGUAAAACUAGUAGAUUUUGGAUCUGCUCAUAAAGUUACUAAAUUAGGAAACUCAGUUCCUCAAGUAGGACACCCAGAAUACAGAGCACCGGAGUUGUUGAAUGAAGAACCAGCCUAUCCACAAACGGAUAUAUGGAUGGUCGGUGUUCUUACUUAUGUUCUUUUAUCAGGAGUCUCUCCAUUCCGAGGAAAAGAUGCGGAAGAGACGAGACAAAAUAUCAGUUAUGUUAGGUACCGAUUUGAACACCUCUACAAAGAGUUGAGCCAAGAAGCAACUAGAUUCCUCAUGCUCGUAUUCAAACGAACUCCUAGCAAACGACCAACUGCAGAAGAAUGCCAUGAGCACAGAUGGUUACUGCCAACGGAGUUUAUGAUCAAGAAACGAGAGAGGGCAGUAUUCCUUGGUAACCGACUGAAGGAGUACAAUGAAGAAUAUCAUCAGGAAAAACUUAAAUUAGCUUCGAAAAGUGACAACUUAGCAUCGGCAUUCGGCUCCACACGACAACUUAUCAGAUCGAACAGCAUACAAGAAGAAUUGCUUACCAACUAAAAAUUAGAAUAAGUCGCGAUUUUCCAAUUAUGUAUUGAUUUAUUUUACUGUUUAUAAUUUAUUCAAGUCUAGUCAAUCUCAUAAAAUGAAGGUUUCGGAGCCGAUGUAAAGAGAUCAAUCAAAACGUUGUGAUUUUCCUUGUUUUUUUGUUAUUAUUUAUUUGUUAUAACUUGUAAUUAUUAUUAAUAUAUAAUCUUUCGUUUUAUCCAUCAGUUCAAGCAAUGCGGAAAUUAUGAUUUUUGUCUGGAACACUCCAGUUAAUGUAUAAGGCGUAUUACUUACUAAUAAUAAGGGAAAAAAAAAUAAAAAUAAAAAAUCAUAAAACUCACGCUUAGCAUAUAUAAAUCAAGUCAAAUUAAUUUCAACUGUACAAACGCGACGUCUAUGAUAAGAAGAUGAAAUGAAUCGUUUAAGCGUUAAUAAAAAAUUUUAGAAUA
Molecule: messenger RNA, 17149 nt
Organism: Neodiprion fabricii
Lineage: Eukaryota; Metazoa; Arthropoda; Insecta; Hymenoptera; Diprionidae
Gene: Obsc
Product: obscurin
Exons: 33
Coding region: 456-16712 (5418 amino acids)
Biological process (GO): synapse organization; protein phosphorylation; homophilic cell-cell adhesion
Cellular component (GO): axon; neuronal cell body; plasma membrane
Molecular function (GO): protein kinase activity; axon guidance receptor activity; protein binding
Source: RefSeq, a predicted model, not a curated record